GCCGGAACAAAAAAAAAAGGGUUAAAAAGGUCAUAUGCGGCUUUAAAAGGUCGUUGACAGUUUAUAAAGAAAAGAAAGGAAGUUACCAUUGAUAAUUUCCAAGAUAAUGUUUUAUUUUGAUAAAAAGUAUAUAAAUGUUUUGUAAAUGAUAGAAUUUUUUUAUUCCCCGUCCAAUUGAAGGACAUUAAGAUUUUUAGUCUUUAGUGAAGCUUUAGAAAUAGCGACGACGGGACUGACGUGUUUCAAAGUAUAUAAUAAACUUUUUCCUGAUAAAAAAUCAUUGUAAAUACUUUGAUAAUAUUUUAAUAGAUAUUUUUUACAAACAAUAAAAUGACCGAAGAAGUGAAAUUGGAUCAUAGAGCAAAAAAGAGAAUAAAAGAAGUGAAAAGAAAAGCAAGACCUGAGCUCGCCGAUAAAGUUGCAUGGCUUCAACAUGCAUAUCAUAAAAAUUUUGACAUCUUUUGGAAUUUUAAUGACAAUAUAGAUCGUAUUGAGGAGGGUAAAAUACCAGUUGAAGAAUUUAUAGAAAAAUAUGAAAAACCUUAUAAACCUGUGAUAAUUCGAGGAAUACAAAAAGACUGGAAAGCACAAAAUAAAUGGACUAUUGAGCGAUUGGCAAAAAAGUAUCGUAAUCAAAAAUUUAAAUGCGGUGAGGACAAUGAGGGCUAUAGUGUAAAAAUGAAAAUGAAAUACUAUGUUCGAUAUAUGUCAAGAACAGAUGAUGACUCACCAUUAUAUAUCUUUGAUAGUUCCUUUGGUGAACAUCCUCGGAGAAAAAAAUUACUCGAAGAUUAUGAAAUUCCAUAUUAUUUUCGCGAUGAUCUUUUUCAAUAUGCAGGAGAACAUCGUCGUCCGCCUUAUCGUUGGUUUGUUAUGGGUCCAGCAAGAUCUGGAACGGGAAUUCAUAUAGAUCCAUUGGGCACAAGUGCAUGGAAUGCAUUGGUUUCGGGACAUAAAAGAUGGUGCCUUUUUCCAACGCAUACACCGCGAGAAUUAUUAAAAGUCACUGCCGCUGAAGGUGGUAAACAACGCGACGAGGCAAUUACAUGGUUUUCUGUUAUUUAUCCACGAACAAAAUUACCGUCCUGGCCUCAAGAUUGUUUACCCGUUGAAAUUCUUCAAAAACCCGGUGAAACAGUUUUUGUCCCCGGUGGUUGGUGGCACGUUGUUCUUAAUUUAGAUGAGACAAUUGCCGUUACACAAAAUUUUUGUUCACGCACAAACUUUCCAAUUGUCUGGCAUAAGACAGUUCGCGGACGACCAAAGUUAUCUCGUAAGUGGUUAAAGGCCCUUGGUGAAAAAACACCGGAAAUUGCGGCACUAGCUGAAAAAAUUGAUAUCAAAGAAGAUACAGGCGUUGCAAGUGAUUCUUCAAGUGAAUCAUCGAGCAGCUCAUCAAGUAGUAGCGGCAGUAGUCAAUCGGAAGAAAGUGAAGAUGACAGUGGUCAGGAAUCAUUAAUUGGACACAAGAAAAAAAAGAGAAGAAAACUGGACAACAAUCAACCCUGACAAUGUCGUGUUCUCGGGACCUACAAAGACCUCAGACUGUACAGUAUUAAUCAACUGUUAUUGUUUGUACUAAGAAUAAAUAUUGUAAUUAGUUUAUGUAUAUUUUUAAACACCAAAAUUUUGUGAAAAAUCAACGAAUUUGAAAAUUUAUCAAUAAUGAAAAUAAAGAAAUAAUUUCUUUCACAAA
Leptopilina boulardi is the source of this 1696-nucleotide messenger RNA. RefSeq names its product bifunctional arginine demethylase and lysyl-hydroxylase PSR (gene PSR). Gene Ontology annotation, biological process: phagocytosis. Gene Ontology annotation, molecular function: histone H4R3 demethylase activity; P-TEFb complex binding. The coding region runs from base 331 to 1509 and encodes 392 amino acids. Lineage: Eukaryota; Metazoa; Arthropoda; Insecta; Hymenoptera; Figitidae. The transcript is spliced from 6 exons. Gene Ontology annotation, cellular component: cytoplasm; nucleus. The record is from RefSeq and is a predicted model, not a curated record.